AUGCGUACGCAUCCUACGUUCUACGUUGGACGUCUCCGCCCGUACUAUCAGUACGAGCCUGUUUCGAGAUGCGAAGAACACCUCCGCGGUCGAGAGCCGAGACCACCUUCGAGUGGUCCCGCUUCAAUGAACCGGUCUGGUCGACCAGCAAAACGACCUGUUCAAGCAGUCGAGCGAUGCCUCGACGAGCAGCAGCCAGCUCGUCACGAAGAGAACGAGUCGAACGUUCGUUCACAUAUUAUGCGAACGAAAAAGCGGCACGAUCGUCCGAACGAUCGUGCGUUAAGGAAUUGUAAAGAUCCUUUACAAGGUCAUGGAGCUCGUAACGCCGAGUCCGUACAUGAGCCAGGUCAUCGUGUAACUGUUCCGUUACACGGUUCAGCUCCUGAACAUCGAGUUGAUCCGACCCUCAAGCCGGAUCAGGUGUCCCCGCCACCACCUCAUCCUUUGGUGGAUUCUGGAGGUGGUCAACGCUUUCUAUUGGAGCGUACUUGUAACCAUCGCGACGUGAAGAGCGUCCGGACGAGUUACCUCGUCCGCUGGCGUAGCUAUCCACCGGCCUAG
Messenger RNA from Peronospora matthiolae, 564 nucleotides. The record is from the annotation of a GenBank genome assembly. Lineage: Eukaryota; Oomycota; Peronosporomycetes; Peronosporales; Peronosporaceae.